Molecule: messenger RNA, 1322 nt
Organism: Gracilinanus agilis (Agile Gracile Mouse Opossum)
Lineage: Eukaryota; Metazoa; Chordata; Mammalia; Didelphimorphia; Didelphidae
Product: acidic leucine-rich nuclear phosphoprotein 32 family member B-like
Exons: 7
Coding region: 104-946 (280 amino acids)
Biological process (GO): regulation of apoptotic process
Cellular component (GO): nucleus
Molecular function (GO): histone binding
Source: RefSeq, a predicted model, not a curated record
CCCCUUUGUGUGCCUUUGGCGCCUUCCUGGCGGUCUCCCCGGCGGCGGCGGCUCUCGGGGCUCUCGGGGCUCCCUGGCUGGGCUGGGCUCGGGCUGCGCGGCCAUGGACAUCAAGAAGCGGCUUACGCUGGAGCUGCGGAACAGGAAGCCGGGGGAGGUGAAGGAUCUGGUCUUGGAUAACUGCUCCUCAGAUGAUGGCAAGAUUGGGGGCCUGUCUUCAGAAUUUGAAAACCUUGAGUUUCUCAGCAUGAUCAACAUCAGCCUUGUGUCUUUGGCCAACCUUCCCAAGCUUUCCCGGCUGCGAAAGUUGGACCUCAGUGAUAACCACAUCUCUGGAGGCCUGGAGGUCCUGGCGGAGCGAACACCCAGUCUGGCCCAGUUAAACCUCAGUAGGAACAAAAUCAAGGACAUCAACACACUGGAGCCCCUGAAAAAACUGCCUAACCUCAAGAGCCUGGACCUUUUUAACUGCGAUGUAACCAUGUUGAUGAGCUACCGGGAGAGCGUAUUUGACCUCUUGCCCCAGCUCACCUACCUCGAUGGCUACAGUGCCGAUGACAAAGAAGCUCCAGACUCUGACCCUGAGGCUGAUAGGGAAGGCCUGGAUAGUGUUUGCGGGGAGAAUGGGGAAGGUGAGGGUCUGUCAAGAGAGGAGGAGGAGGAGGAAGAAGAAGAGGAGCUUGAUGAGGAUGUCAUUGAUGAUGAGGAUGACGAGGAUGAUGAGGAUGAAGAUGAGGAUGAAGAUGUUGAUGGAGAGGAGGAGGAGGAUGAAGAGGAAGAAGAGGAGGAGGAGGAAGAUGGCAUAGAGGAUGAGAAUGAGGAAGAUGAAGAUGAUGAUGGGGAAGAAGAUGAAGAAGAGGAGGGAGAAGAACCCCAGCAUGGAGAGAAAAGGAAGCGAGCCACAGAUGAUGAGGGUGAGGACAGUGAGGAUGACGAGGAGGACUGAGCCAGCUGCCCUGCCCUGCUGUCAGGGAGUGAGCAGUGGCUUGUGGAUGGACUCUGCCAGCUUGCCCUUGCCCUUUGCUCCCCCAGCCCUGGGCACUGCUGGCUCUGGGGUCUGUUCUCUUCCAGAAGGGGCUCAACAGGCACUGCUUGGCCAGGGGAUUUGGUGACCAAAGGUUCUCUCCGUUUUCAGGGGUGUUUUGUGCAACAAUUUGUUGGAAUUCUUUCUAAAUCUUUGUUUCCAAGAAAACCAUGUCCCAUGCCCUGCCUGGGCCCCGAAGGGGCAGGGGCUCUGGCACUUUCUCAGGAUAAACCUUGCAGCCCCCUCCCUCUUCCCUCUUAUUGGUCUUUUUAAAUAAAUAAAAACUGGAGUUUUUUUA